This is a messenger RNA of Staurois parvus, 384 nucleotides long. Lineage: Eukaryota; Metazoa; Chordata; Amphibia; Anura; Ranidae. The record is from the annotation of a GenBank genome assembly.
AUGCACCGUGACUCUUGUCCGCUAGACUGCAAAGUCUAUGUAGGAAAUCUUGGAAACAAUGGCAAUAAGACAGAACUUGAGCGGGCGUUUGGGUACUAUGGACCUCUUCGUAGUGUGUGGGUUGCCAGGAAUCCCCCUGGCUUUGCAUUCGUAGAAUUUGAAGAUCCCAGAGAUGCAGCUGAUGCGGUUAGAGAGCUUGAUGGACGGACAAUGUGUGGGUGUCGCGUUCGGGUUGAAUUAUCGAAUGGUGAAAAACGAAGCCGGAAUCGUGGUCCUCCACCAUCUUGGAACAGGAGGCCUAGGGAUGAUUACCGUAGGAGGAGUCCUCCUCCAAGACGCAGAUCUCCAAGGAGAAGGAGCUUUUCACGUAGCCGUAGUAGGUAA